Messenger RNA from Acanthosepion pharaonis, 2310 nucleotides. The record is from the annotation of a GenBank genome assembly. Lineage: Eukaryota; Metazoa; Mollusca; Cephalopoda; Sepiida; Sepiidae.
AUGCCACCAAAAAGAAAGAGUUCAGAUAAGGCAGCAGAGGUCAAAUCCAAAAAGUUAAAAGAGGAAGGCACAUCAUCAGGUGAAGAAGAAACAAGUGUUUCUACCAAUGCUGAAGAUUCUGAAAAGAAAUGGAAUUUGAAGAUUGGUUCUUGGAAUGUGAAUGGAAUCCGGGCAUGGCUAACUAAAAAUGGAUUUGAUUAUAUGAAGAAAGAAAAUCUUGACAUUUUCUGCCUGCAAGAAACCAAAUGCUCAGAUGGUAAGAUUCCAGACGAAUGCAAAAUUGAUGGCUACUUUGACUAUUGGAACAGUGCAGAAACAGAGGGUUACUCCGGUUGUGCCCUCUAUUCAAAAACAAAACCAUUGUCUACACAUUUUCUCUCUCUCUCUCUCUCUCUCUCUCACCCUCUCCAAAACACUGUUUCUCUGUGUGUGCAAGACAUCUUUUCUUUCUCUCUCUCUCUAUGCAAGACACAUUCUCUCUCUCUCUCUCUCUCUCUAUGCAAGACACAUUCUCUCUCUCUAUGCAAGACACAUUCUCUCUCUCUAUGCAAGACACAUUCUCUCUCUCUCUCUCUCUCUCUAUGCAAGACACAUUCUCUCUCUCUCUUUUCCAAAACACCCUUUCUCUCUCUCUCUCUCUCCAAAACACCCUCUCUCUCUCUCUCUCCAAAACACCCUCUCUCUCUCUCUUUCCAAAACACUCUCUCUCUAUCUUCAAAACCUUUUUCCUCUCUCUCUCUUCAAAAUUUCUCUCUCUCUCUCUCUGUGCAAGACACCUUUUCUCUCUCUUUGAAAAACAACUUUUCUGUCUCUCUCUCUAUGCAAGACACCCUUUUUCUUUCCCUCCAAAACCUCUUUUCUCUGUAUCUCUAUCUCUCUCUCUCUCCCUCUCCAAAACACUUUUUUAAUUCUCUCUACAAAACACCUUCUCUCUCUCUCUGUGCAAGACACCAUCUCUCUCUCUCUCUGUGCAAGACACCAUCUCUCUCUCUCUCUGUGCAAAACACCUUUUUUUUCUCUCUACUUUUUUUCUUUCUCUCUCUCUCAAAACACCUUUUUCUCUCUUUCUCUUUCUCUCUCCAAAACACCUUUUUUUCUCUCUCUCUCUCUUUCUCUCUCCAAAACACCUUUUUUUCUCUCUCUCUCUCUUUCUCUCUCCAAAACACCUUUUUUUCUCUCUCUCUCUCUCUCCAAAACACCUUUUUUUUUUCUCUCUCUCUCCAAAACACCUUUUUUUUUUUUUUUCUCUCUCUCCAAAACACCUUUUUUUUUUUUCUCUCUCUCCAAAACACCUUUUUUUCUCUCUCUCUCUCAAAACACCUUUUUUCUCUCUCUCCAAAACACCUUUUUUUUUCUCUCUCUCUCUCCAAAACACCUUUUUUCUCUCUCUCUCUCUCCAAAACACCUUUUUUUCUCUCUCUCUCUCCAAAACACCUUUUUUUUUCUCUCUCUCUCUCUCUCUCCAAAACACCUUUUUUCUCUCUCUCUCUCUCUCCAAAACACCUUUUUUUUUUCUCUCUCUCUCUCCAAAACACCUUUUUUUUUCUCUCUCUCUCUCUCCAAAACACCUUUUUUUCUCUCUCUCUUUCUCUCUCCAAAACACCUUUUUUUCUCUCUCUCUCUCUUUCUCUCUCCAAAACACCUUUUUUUCUCUCUCUCUCUCUCUCUUUCUCUCUCCAAAACACCUUUUUCUCUUUACCUCUUUCUUUCUUUCUUUCUAAAACAUUUUUCUCUCUCUCUAUCCAAAGCAUUUUUCUCUACAUUUCUCUAUGUCUCUCUCUCUCUGUCUCUCCCCAAAACUACUUUGUGGAACAAACUCCCAAAUGCAUAGAGAAACACGAUAAAGAAGGGAGGGUCAUAACUGCUGAAUAUGACUCAUUUCACCUUGUAACUGCUUAUAUUCCAAAUGCAGGCAAGAAAUUAGUUCGUCUUGACUACAGAAGCAAAGAAUGGGAUGUCGACUUCUUGGAGUAUUUGAAGAAAUUGGAUGCCAAAAAACCAGUUAUUCUCUGUGGAGAUUUGAAUGUGGCACACAAGGAAAUUGAUCUGAAGAAUCCAAAGACAAACAAGAAAAAUGCCGGAUUCACAAUUGAAGAAAGAGAAGGAUUCACUAAAAUCCUUGAUAGCGGAUUUGUGGAUUCGCUAUUGGCCAAAGAUGUUGGAUGGCGUCUGGAUUAUUUUGUCAUUUCUGAAAAACUGACCUCCAAACUUAGUUUUGCUGAUGAAUAUGUGAGGCACUCAAUGCUAUAUCGGGGCUUACAAAGCAGUUUGCCAGCCCGACAUCAAAAUCAGGGAAUUUAUACCAUAUAA